Messenger RNA from Lolium perenne, 2196 nucleotides. RefSeq lists its product as uncharacterized. The record is from RefSeq and is a predicted model, not a curated record. NCBI's taxonomy places the organism in Eukaryota, Viridiplantae, Streptophyta, Magnoliopsida, Poales, Poaceae.
AAAAUUGUAGAACCCCGGGAGAAAAGGAGGGAAACCCAAAAUUCCCCCAAAAUUUCGGACGCCUCCGGAAUCUUCUCGUCCUCUCCUCGCUUCCCCCGCCCCGCCGCCGAAUCUCGCCGCCGAUCUCUUCGCUGCGCCCACGUCGUCUUCGGAGCUUCGUUCCUCCCAAUCCCGCGGCAGAUCCAUGCCGGUGGAGGGGAUGGACAAGGUGGUCGCGACGGUCAGCGGCUACCACGGCGACGAGCGGCACAGGCUCGUCAAGCUCAUCUCGGAGACCGGCGCGAGCUACGUCGGCGCCAUGAGCAGAUCAAUCACCCACCUGGUUUGUUGGAGGCUUGAGGGGAAGAAGUAUGACAUCGCGAAGAGGCUUCAGACAAUCGUCGUGAGCCACCGGUGGUUCCAGGACUGCCUCAAGGAGGGGAGGCGCCUCCCUGAGGGUCCCUACAUGUUUGAAAGUGGUGAAGAAGCAGGGUCAGUCCCAGAGCUUCCUGCUCUGCCAGUGUCAGGCAAGCGGUCCAAGAUAAAUGCAUCCAUGGAGGAUCGAUGUUUGAAAGAGUUACCUACUGAUUUCUGCAGUACUUCCGAUGCCAGGGAUGUGGUCAAGAUUGAUGAUUCAGAUUCUGAUUUUGAGCUUCAGGGAUGGUUGGAUUCAUCCCUAUUAAAAGAAAAUUUUGUCGUUCCCGGGAAUUCUAAGAACAUCCGUUCACGAGAUGUUAAAGGAGGAAAAAAACGUUUAAAACGUGACAAGUCGACUGAUAAAGAUAUUCUACAUCACCGAGACAAAGCUCCAGGUUUUAUGAUAAGCGAAGGGCUUCCUGCAUCAAGGUAUUCUUCAUCUCGGAGCACAUCAAAGCAGAAGGGAAAUGUGUCACGUCUCCUACAUAAUGAGGCUGCUAGCCGGAUGGGCAAAACAAACGAUCCUUUGGGAAAGGAAUCACGAAGCAAGCAUGCACGCUAUCUGAUGGAACUAUCUGAUGAUGAUAGUUUGACAGACAGCUUUGAGAAACCACAAACGUUAGAUACUCUGAGUACAGAAGCUCGGAGAAAAAUAAGGAGCACGAAUGCUUCAUCAUCAUAUCGGCAAUCUACCUUGGAAAGUAUUUAUGGGUAUUCUGAAACUAGUAUGCAUGAUUACGAUUCAGCAAAGAGUGAAGAACAAGGAAAUAUUGGAUUGGGUGAGAGAGCAGGAGGCUUGCAACCUGGUGAUUUGUCUGUAGAUGAACCAUCAUUCUGUACUCAGGAGCAAAGUAACCUUGACAUCGCAGCUGAUGAUGAGAAGGGAGAUGGUGAGAAGCUUGCUAUGGAAGAACCAUCCAGGGCGCAAAGACAGGCAGAACUUUCAUGUGUCAUUUGCUGGACCGAUUUUUCUUCCACAAGGGGCAUCUUACCAUGUGGACAUCGGUUCUGUUUUUCAUGCAUCCAAGGAUGGGCAGAUUGUCUGUCCUCUAGGGGAAAGGUCUCAACAUGCCCUCUUUGCAAAGCCAUUUUCUCCUGGAUCAGCAAGGUGGACGAGGCUGGCACGUCAGAUCAGAAGAUAUACUCGCAGACCGUUCCUUGCGGAGCUUCAACUGGCAUUUUCAUAUUUGCAGAUGAAGGCUACGACCUUCCUGGACCAUCGUCUACCGAAGGGGCCUGCUUCCAGUGCCACAGCCGUGAGCCCGAAGACCUUCUACAGAGCUGCCAGGUCUGCCGGGCACAGUGGGUGCACAGCUACUGCCUUGAUCCUCCACUGUUUCCGUGGACGUGCAUACAUUGCCGAGAUCUGCGGAGGAUGUACCAGCGCUAUCGCUAGUUGGAGAUCUGGAAAUUCGGUCGUCUUGAACGCUUGGUUCUUGGUAUCAGUGUGCUGCCGGAUAUUAUUGGGGUAGCCUCAUUCGAAGGGAUAUGUUGCCCGAGUUGAUAGUGAACUUGCUUCCGGCAUUAUUUUCUGGUGACACUGAGAAGUGGAAAAAAAAGUGAGAACUGUGAAUAAAUGGUACAGGCAGCGUGCCCAAAGCUAUUUUAGUACUGUGCUUAUAUGCUUGUAAGGUUAACUGUUACACUUCGUUGUGUAAUGGAGACGAUACAUUAUAGACCCAGUCAUGUCAUCCGUGUGCACGCCAUUAGUGCGUGGAAAGGCUAUCUAAACCAGCAUUUGCCCGUUAUUGUUAUAUAAGAACCAGUGUUUCUAUGGUCACCUUGCUGACAAGAUUUUUA